AUGGAGGUGCUGGUGCUGUUGGACUUUGAGGCACCAUGCCAGGACGAGCUCUCGGUGAAGACCGGCGAUGUGGUGAAGAAUGUGUCCCAAGAGCGCAGAGGAGGGACUUGCUGCACGGGGAAGUGCGGGGAAAGAAGGGCAUGUUUCCGCUACCUUUGUCAAGCUAAAAAGACCAAACCGACCCUGAGGUGUGAGGUGGUCUAUCCCUACAGCUCCCAGAACCACGACGAGCUGGAGCUGUGUGCGGGGGAGGUCAUCGAGAUCAUGAACGAGGUGUGGUGGACCCAUCUGUGGGCUGAACGAGGGCUUUGCGUCGUGGAUAGAGAUCUCUGCGUGGACCACUGCUUCCCGAGUACGACAUCUGGACCCAUUUGUGUCCGCGGACUACACCCGGGCGCGGACCUGGGACGCUUUGGACACAGCCAUCCCAACGAGGUAAACGUGGGCGCACCCUCGGAAGUGGACGAGAGUUUUGACGCCAUCCCUCGUACAGCAAAGGAGCGUCCGUGA
Knipowitschia caucasica is the source of this 510-nucleotide messenger RNA. NCBI's taxonomy places the organism in Eukaryota, Metazoa, Chordata, Actinopteri, Gobiiformes, Gobiidae. The record is from the annotation of a GenBank genome assembly.